GAAACUACCAUAUGGAGUUCAAGAACGUCCCUAAUCUUAAGCUGAAAGGGAAGCAUUUUGAUGCCACCCAUCUUGGCAAUAUGGCCAAAAGUGGAUUGGAAAAUUCUGAUAUUUAUGGAACAACUUAUUACACAAGCCAGAACUAUUUAACCCGACAGAGGGGAUAUAAUCAUUCAAUGGCAAAUUCAAAUAUUGAUAACCAGAUGUACUCCACUUCGUAUUCCAGUGUUCGAAGGAGAAAGCAAUCAAGAUCAAAAGCAGCUGGAUCUAUGAAGUCUCAUUAUGCUUCAAUGACUGAAGUAUUGACUAACAUAAGGCCUUCACAUUAUUUCAUUUCGCUGCCUAGGCAUAGUGUGUCAUAUAUAAAAACUGAAUUGCCUCAAAGUGAUAGUAUUUUGGCCAAGAACAAAAAUCCCCAGAGCCCAUCAAAAGAGCAAGUUCAGAAGCUUAAGGAAUACAUUAACUGAAAUUCUCAGAUACAAGGCUGGAACGGUCAACCAGGAAUUGGUCUUCCUUCUUCAAGAAGAAAAGAGUCAGAUACAAUGCGUAAAACCUUAAGGAACUUUCAGUCUCUUAGAAGGUCUAUCUUUGAUAACCAGAAGAAGACAAAUCACGCCAAUAAUAGAUGGAGGGAUAGUCUUGGAAAAGUUAUCAAUUCUAUGACCGGAGAGAACAAGAUUAACACCAAGAGUCAGAGAACCAAGCCUUACUAUACUUUCGAGAGGAAGCAUAAAUAAGGACUUGAAGAAAAUGAUGUCGACUGAUAUGCACUGGAAGAGGAAGAAAAAGCAUAAUACAUCGAGUGUAGACACUUUUCAGAGAAUCCAGAAGGUGAGAACAGAUAGGUCCAAACCGCUGACUCUAAGAGACAAUAAGUUCUGUUUCAAGAAAUGAGAACUAUCCCACGCACAGCCUAGGAAGGACAGGAUUAUCAUCUAACUCACACUACCAAUCCAUGUUGGAACAUUCCAAGAACAGGGGCUUCAUAUUUAAAAUUAUUCCAACUGAAAGCAAGGCUAAUGUU
Messenger RNA from Moneuplotes crassus, 1024 nucleotides. The record is from the annotation of a GenBank genome assembly. Lineage: Eukaryota; Ciliophora; Spirotrichea; Euplotida; Euplotidae.